AUGCAAACAUGGGUUUCGCAUGUUAUCUCGCCUUUUCAUACCCUCUCAUUGAAUCAAACUUGCCACGUCAAGAAUACAGCCAUCGGAGAGAGCGAUCCUAUUAAGCACGACGAUUCUGCAAAAAUGUCCAACAAUAUCAUCGGUCGUCAAGGGGAUUGGGAAGCCACGCUGGAAGAUGCCCAGGCCGCCAAUGCUCAUCAGCAUUCGCUCGGCAUCUUGGCUGCACUCAAGGCAUACCCUCUGGCGGUUGCCUGGUCCCUGGUGAUCUCGAUGUCCAUUAUCAUGGAGGGCUAUGACACAGCCUUGAUUGGCUCACUGUAUGCCUAUCCAGGCUAUGCUCGCCGGUUUGGGGCGUUAGACUCUUUGACGGACACAUACCAGAUUCCUGCUAAGUGGCAGAGCGCCAUGGGUAGCGGGCCGCAGGCUGGGGCUAUUAUUGGUGCCCUCCUUAAUGGCUAUCUUGUUCAACGCCUUGGCUAUCGACCGGCCUUUGCUUCAGGCGUUGGGUUGAUGGCGGCGUUGGUCUUCGUGUCCUUUUUCGGUAUGACUGUCGAGUUACAAGCCGUUGGGCAAGUUCUUUGCGGCGUCCCAUGGGGUAUUUUCGCCACCAUUGGCCCUGCCUACGCCUCGGAGGUAUGCCCUUUGCCAUUGUGGGCCUACCUUACGGCGUAUACGAACAUGUGUUUUGCGACUGGUCAACUCAUUGGCGCAGGAGUUUUGCAGAGCUUCAUCAAUCGCCGCGAUGACUGGGCAUGGCGCAUUCCGUUCGCCAUUCAAUGGAUAUGGAUUCCUUUUCUCUUCAUUGCAUGCAUAUGUAUGCCCGAGUCUCCUUGGUAUUUAGUCCGCCAGGGAAGGUUUGUAGACGCAGAGAAAACUGUAAAAUCUCUCAUGAUUGAAAGUGAGAGGGUGCAAGCACGACCACUAGUAGCAUUGAUGGUGCAUACCAAUGGCCUUGAGCAAGAUAUUACAGCGGGCACAUCCUAUUUGGACUGUUACAAGGGCACUGACCUCCGACGAACCGAGAUUGCAUGCAUUUCAUUCGUCGGUCAGAUCACUUGCGGCGCCCCAUUUGCUUACUCUGCUACCUACUUCUUCCAACAGGCUGGCCUUGGUUCCAAUGACUCGUACAAACUAAACCUAGGUGGCACUGGUAUUGCCUUGUGUGGUACAAUUGCUUCUUGGGUUUUAAUGAAACAAUUGAAUCGGCGCACCCUUUACAUAACCGGAAUGAGCCUGGUGAGCUUGUGGCUUUUGAUCAUUGGCUGUCUCUCCAUCGACAAAAAACACCCAAACAUCAAAUGGGUUCAGUCGUGCCUUUGCAUCAUUUGGUUGCUCACGUUCUCUCUUACCAUUGGGCCAGUCGGCUGGACUAUCCAAGCGGAAGUUUCAUCUACCCGGUUGAGGUCCAAGACCAUUGUGCUAGCCCGAAGUUCUUAUUACCUAGCACAAAUUGCCGCAAAUGUCAUACAACCGUACAUGAUGAACCCUCUUGCCUGGAACUGGAAAGGCAAGAUGGGAUUUUUUUGGUUUACCUUGUCUUCUCUCACAGCAAUUUGGGCGUUCUUCCGUCUCCCUGAGACCAAAGGGCGAAACUAUCACGAGCUUGAUGUGAUGUUUCAUGCCAAACUUAAAACCAGAAACUUCAAGAAGUACACUAUCAAUGUCUACGGCAAUUACGGUGAUCGAAUACGGGAAGUGUGA
Messenger RNA from Penicillium coprophilum, 1701 nucleotides. RefSeq names its product Major facilitator superfamily domain general substrate transporter. The record is from RefSeq and is a predicted model, not a curated record. Lineage: Eukaryota; Fungi; Ascomycota; Eurotiomycetes; Eurotiales; Aspergillaceae. The coding region runs from base 1 to 1701 and encodes 566 amino acids. Gene Ontology annotation, biological process: carbohydrate transport; transmembrane transport. The transcript is spliced from 4 exons. Gene Ontology annotation, molecular function: carbohydrate:proton symporter activity. Gene Ontology annotation, cellular component: membrane.